CCAGCGCUGCUCAUCGUUGUAACAGGCCAGCAAUUCUAAGCCGCACGACCACAUCAUAAAGUAAGCGAAACUAAGUGAAAUUUCGUAGAGUUCAGCCUCCUUGGGUACAGCGCCAGAAGUUGGAAAUAAAUGAUAUAAUUUAUACAAAAAAAUAUCAUUAUUUGUAAUUUAAAAAUUCAUAACGUUUGCGUUAAUGUUGCUAAAGCUACAGAAACGUGUACGCGGCGUGGCCAUUCUCCACCGGGUGGCCAGUUGCGGUGGUUGCGGUUGUUGUGGCGGAAGCGGCCAUAGCGGUAGCGGCAUUCAAAUCCGUUCUUAGCCACCAUGGUCAUCAUAGUUCUCUCUAUUGUUUGAAAAUGGACACCGCUCGUGGCGUUCGGUCACGUCUCCCGGCGCUGCCGAAUUCAAAAGGGAGUAUGAAGAAACCCAAAAGUGUUCCUAAGGUGAGGCCAUCGGCGACCAGGACUGUAGCCCAGCGUGCUGCGCACAGACGCAUGGAGGCAAUCGUGCGCAAUGUUCACAACUACUUCAAACAUCAGCGCGACGUAUUCGUGCAAGACUUGAAAUGCACGUGCCCCAGCUGUACACGCGCCAAGUCAGCCGCCGAGCCCGUCUCGCAGCUACCGUUCGCGGCAACGGAAAUGGCCACCGGAGUCAAGAAGAAGAUGGUGUACCGUACUCUAAAAAAGAGCAAAGGACAGGUGCGGAAUCGAACCAACUUGCUCGCGCGCCGUUGUAACGCGGACCUCUUGGAGGGGCAGCAACUUCGCGCCAUUCUCGGCAGUGCCUUUCGUCAGCCCGAACUUCUGUACUGGUCUAACGUGGUUCGAAUUGCGAGCGAAGAUCCGCACGGCAUCGCGCUGGAGCAUCUCGAGUGCAUGCUCGAGACGGCGGGGUUCGUCUUACAGCCUUGGAAUAAUCAGCUGGUGCCCAUUGAGAAACGUUGCUUAGUGGAGGCGCGCGCUCGCUAUCUCGACGAAAUCGAAACCGCCCGGAAAGAAACCACAGUCGUCUACAUCGACGUUUGCUGGCUGCGCGGCAGGCGCCUGCGACGCGACCCCAGGCCGGGGGGAAAGUCCAAGAUCGUCGCGUUCGCGGGCACCGCAAACGCAGUUUCGGACGUGGUCUUCAAGUUGGAGGUGCGUCCGAGCGUGAGUGAAGUCGAAGACGCCUUCAUCUCCUGGGUCAGCCAGCUUUCCCGCGACCUCUCGGAGAGAUCUACCUUGGUCUUCGUCGACAUCCCGUGGCUCGCCACCCCUGCGGAGCAAGUGCCUUCUGAGGUGACGCCCAAAGUAGCGAUUCUUCGCUGGCUGUCGGAGCGAGCACUAACCCCUGACGGACACGCGACGCGCUGGGAACUUCUUGAACUCGUCAAGCGACACAGUGGCUGUGUUCGUGAAUCGAGGCUGCACACAGUCGUAGGAGGGCAUGGACACCGAGUUCUCCGGAUACCACGGAGCGCUUCCGACUUGAACCCGGUGACUCGCAUCUGGCCUCUGCUUGAGGGCGCUCUGGCGUCGGAGGAACUGGCGGUUUUGUCGGAAACCGCAGUCUGCGAGGCGGCUCUGAGUUCCGCAGCCAACGUCUGGCGGGAGCUGGUCAGCCAGCUGCCCGCCCUGGAAGAAAGCUACCGCUUUUUCGACGCGUCCAUGGCGAGGCUACUCGCGGAGCUGCCGCCCAACACCUGCCCGGAUCGAGACGAUUCGCUGGUAUUACCUGGAGCCUAGUGGGCCCUUCUAUGUAUUCCUUGGUUCAUUCUACUUAGCCAGCGUGUGAAUCAUCUUGGGUUUGACUACUCCAAGUAGGUGGAAUAUGUGCAAAAGUGCUGGGGGUACUGCAAUGCUGUCAUUACCCUGACACUUCUGCGUCUAUUCCGUAGGUCCAUACAACGCUCUUGCUCACAUUCAGUGCUUCAGUCCAGUCAUGUCAUGUCGAAACACAUUUCGAACUUGCCAGCAUCGGUUUUAUGGAGAUAUAUUCUAGCCAAGUUAUUGUUUUCCCAAGGGGGAGAGCUGUUUACAUUUGUGAGUUAUACGAGGUUCCUUGUACAACAGCAGCUGUGAUAUAUCUGUUCAAGAUGCCGUGAUAUAUUGUGCCGUGAUAUAUUGUUUUUAAAUCGUCUGUUAUUUGUACAAAAGAUGUUGCCAAAUGCUUACAAACCUUUGCAUUUUUCUCCAGGUUUGCAGACAUGCACCCCAGAUCGCAGAAUCUGAGAGGAAGAACCUAAAUUCUUUAAGCUAUAAUAUAACUUUUGAAUUCCACCACAGUGCAUGCACAGGCUAGUCACUCCCAAACCUAGUUUUUUGACAAGCUUGUCAUGGUGGUGGAAGUGCCACCUUAUGUAGUGAUCUUUUCCAGUGGUUUGUUGAUCGUACUUGUGCAAUAACAAGCGGUCAUCAUAAUCUUUGUUAGACAAUUGUUUGUGUGAGGUAGCAAUAAAGCCAAAUCCCUUACCUUGUUGCCAGUAGGCGUUGGUAUACAAUGCAUAUUUACACCUCUUUUAUGUGGAUACUCCGGCAAGUUUCAAGAGCAGUAAUUAUAGGUUAAUCCAAAAGCAACGGAGCUAAAUGCCUUUCCUGUUAGCCCCUAGUGAUGACUUAAGAUCCACUGUGUGAAGGGCCACUUACAAUCCCAACAUCAGUAUGUUUUGUUUAUGGUUGCAAACUAAUAGAAAUGAUGCUGAAGCGUCGUCCUAAAGAUUGUAAGCUUCGGGUUGACAAACUUGCAGAGAAAUAAAAAAAAAAAAAAAAAAUGAUUUCAUACUUCUACUUGAGUCAAUGAUCUAGAUGGCAAAAUGGUGCAUGCCUCGCCUUUUUGGACGACUGAAACCGCAAGUGCUGUUCAACUUGCUGUUCGUCCGUCUCAUCAAUCGCGGGCUUGUGCGCCUGUGAGCUGACAAACCAUGUGCCCAUUUUGCUGUGCACUAACCGUGUGUUCUUUCUCAUGUCACUUCUCACUUGGAUUUUCAUUUUUGAGCAGUGUUCUAUUCUACUUAGCCAAAAAGGCUUCUUAAAGGGGUAUAGAGAAAAACAAAGCGUUGCAGACUUUGAUGAGUGACACGAGGGGCAAAGUUGCUUAGGUGAUCGCUUGACAAUUUCACCCUCAAAGUCCGAGAGUUUAUUUGGCAGCAAAAAAAAAAACAGCUCGUCCAAGCUGUCGCCAACCUCCUCGUUGUCCUUAAAGGGAUACUUCAGCGAAAUUUGAAAUAUUCCCGUCGUCUUCAAAAAUCGGCUGAAUAUGCGUUAGCGACAUCCACCAGGUGCUCUUUGCUAAUCGUUUCAUUUGUUUUAAAAUUCCUUUUCGUGACUUUUUUAACAAGAUAUUGGUAUGUUCGAUGUGAUAUUGCUCCUUUGAACACAUAUAGACCAAACAAUGAGCGCCGAAAUUUCGUUGUAGUAUCCCUUUAAUACCUUGGUACAGCCGUUGGGUGCCACCACAUUGAGAGCAGGAAAAAACCUGGACACGGCCGAUGGCUCGUCACUAGCAGGGGCGGAUUUAGAGGGGGGUCCGGAUGUCCUGACCUCCCUCUUGGUUUCUGCAUGUGUAAAAUUUAGGGCGUGAAACGAGGGAGGGGGGAGGGGGUUCCUAAACAUAUGGUACGCUGACCAACACCUGACCCCCCCCCCUCAGGAAAUUCCUGCAUCCGCCCCUGGUCGCUAGCACACCCAAGCUCAGAGUUUUUGUAUUCUGAAAUCAGUGGCUUAAUUUGUUUGCAAUAGUGUCAAUUAAUGUCAUCAAUAAUUUUUAAAGAUGUGCAACUUGCAACACCUUGAAGUGCCUUUGCCAUCUACAUCAUUGCAAAAAAAAGCAAAAAGCCUAGCUUGGGGGUGAGAGAGACGGGUUUAUGGUGGGCUGUUUUGUACGCUAUAGUCUGUUGCAACUCCAAGAAGGUAGGGCGAUGGCAAGACGGGCCGGGAAGGAGGAAGCAGACGAAUGCUGGAGAAGAGAGGGGAAACCUCCUCUCUUUAGCAUUCCGUCUGCUUCUUCCUCCCCAGACAGUCUUGCCCUCGCCCUACCUUCUUGAGUUGCAACGGACUAUAGAAAAGUUUUCACUAUAUAAUUUUUUUAUAUUGGGCCUUCCUGAAGCGUUAAGAGAAAAUCUCUCGAUUUUGGGGUUGUCAGUGGCCCUUGAAGGUAAAUGUAUUGCAUGGCACGUUUGUAUCAAUAAAGUUCCUGUAUAUCGGUUGUCCAGGGAACUAAAUAUGCAUGUUCCACUCUUUAGCACAAUCGCUGUGCCACGAC
Ixodes scapularis (black-legged tick) is the source of this 4242-nucleotide messenger RNA. RefSeq lists its product as uncharacterized. The coding region runs from base 357 to 1727 and encodes 456 amino acids. The record is from RefSeq and is a predicted model, not a curated record. Lineage: Eukaryota; Metazoa; Arthropoda; Arachnida; Ixodida; Ixodidae. The transcript has a single exon.